GGGUACUGAACUGUUGUAUAUUAAUUCGUAUUCAAUAAAAUAUAAAAUAUUGAACGAAAAUUUUAAUUUUUAUUUAUCGAUUUAAAAUUUCGACAAGUUAAAUACAAAAUUGUAUUUUAUUGAGUGUUUAUCCUGUUUUGAAAAAAAAAAACUGAAAAUUAAGUGGUUUUGAAGUGUAUAAAAAUACAAGUGUAAUAAAAUCAAUUACAUAUUUUUGCUAUUUAAACAACCGACCCAAAAACCAAUAAUCCAAUCUCCAAUAACAUGUCUGCUGGGAGAGUUAAACUUCAACUUUUACUAUUCCUACUAGGUGUAACACUUAGUCACUUCAGCUAUGCCCAAGUUGGCGUAGGUUCAUACCAAAGAACUUACGAUACUAUAGAACCAGCUACAGUUCCUGCUACAGCGAAUAGUCCGAAAAAGAUUUAUACCCCCACCUAUGUAACAACCGAGUUAAGAUUUGGACGCGGUUUAGAUCCCGAGAAAGAAAAAGUGGUUACUGUUCGAGGCAACAAAGGGGAAAAUGUUGAAUUGGUGGUGGGUAAAAAUAGUCGAAAAGCUAAAUCUGGUGAAUCGAAAAGUUUCUUUGUACGUUCAGCCGGCAUGGUAAGAGAACAACCAUCUAAGGCUGCACAAAGACCCCAAGAUUUAGAUCUUAAACAUACACAAACUCUACUACAUCAAGUCGAAAUAUCAAGGCAAUCCAAGGAGUAUAAACAGCGUAUGGAUGAUGCCUUGGCUAGACAACAGCAAUUAGAAAAAUUGAAAUUAAUUAAAUCUCAAAACUUUAGAGAACAAGAGCAAAAUGUUUGGCAACCAAAAAUGGCCAGAGCUGGUCGUAGAUUGUUAUUUGAAGCCGAAGAACCACAGUCCUAUCAUCCCCAACAAUAUACAGAAGAUAUGUAUUUUAUGCCUCAACAAACCAGAUCCAGUAAUAGACAACCAUCUUAUAUACCCUUGGGCAGAUCAAAUCAAUUUUCUUUUCCCUCAGAAAGACAAGAUUCUAACGACUACAGCCACGAGAGACAAUGGCAACCAAUGGAAGUUUAUGAACUGCGUCAUCGUAAUCUAAGACAAGCACAACAACAAAUGGUACCCGUUUCCUAUCCUGCAGAAUUUGGCUAUACCCAAUCUUUUCCCAAUGAACGUUUAGACAAUCUUUAUCGCAGCUCCAAAUACGUACAAUCUUCUGUUGAUUUGAAUAAUGCUUUUGACGAAUAUCAGCGCAAUAAGCGUCCUGUCAAUUUAAUCACCAAAAAUAACUACACACCCGUUAAAAAACAAACGAUUUAUGUACCUAAACCGGUUAUGAUUACUUCUUCGGCUAUGGUUCAAGAGACCACUCCUCAACAGCAAAGCGAUAGCUACCAGCAGCAAAUGCAAUUUAAACCCUUAAAAUAUGAACAAACUGCCAAACCUUACUUCGCACAAGCAGAUGCUCCCAUUUACACCGAACCUCAGACCUCUUCGCCACAAAGCACUAUUGUUGAUGGUCCCGCUGUAACCGUGAUCGAAGGUAUACGUGUGCCCGAUACACCUGAAGAUAAAGUGAAAACUUGGCGUAAUGCUCGUGUUUUAAAUAACGAAUUGGUGCCAUAUCCCGAAGGUUAUAUACCGCCAAAGGUGCAAAUACAAACAUUCGAUAGAUAGAUAUACAUGGAUAGAUGUGACCUGGGGAUUUUGAUUUCCGAGUUAUAUUUGCUUAUAUCUUGUCGAUAAACUUCAUUAACAUUAUUGUCACUAACAUUUAGUAGAGAUAGUUGUUGUAGAAGUAUAAGUAUGUUUGAGUGUUAAUUAAUUAGUAAUUGUUAUUUAUUAAUCAGUUUAAUAUAAAAGUUACUAUGUAAUUUAGUUUGUAAUUAAAAAAUUGUCGAAAUAACUAAAAUAAAU
Molecule: messenger RNA, 1890 nt
Organism: Lucilia sericata (common green bottle fly)
Lineage: Eukaryota; Metazoa; Arthropoda; Insecta; Diptera; Calliphoridae
Product: bromodomain-containing protein DDB_G0280777
Exons: 2
Coding region: 265-1650 (461 amino acids)
Source: RefSeq, a predicted model, not a curated record